CAGACUGACUUCUGCCGGUUUAGUAGAACAUAGCAUCAGUUCCUGUUACAUCACAAACAGACUACUUUAACUGCUUGAAAUUUGAGCUGAAGUAAAUAAAGAGGAGGGCUGCAAGAAAGAGCAAAAGAAACACUCUGAAGGAGGAGUGUCAGUGUGCUAGAACAGUAAUUAUAAUGUUUUGUGCUCAACUUUGCAAUCGUGUCUUUGCAUGUAAACGACUCUGACUGGAAAAUUGCAGUGCCUGCAUUGCUUUGACGGCAAACUACUGGAUUGUCCUGAUGCCACUUCCCCCCAAGAUCAAAGGUUGCUUAAGUUUAGUGAGUGACGAGCAGGGCUAUUUGAAAGAAGGUGCACAUCAGUACUUUGCUCCUGAGCAAGAUAGGCUGCUGAUAGUCAGCUGGAUAUUUAAAAAAAUGAUGGAGCACAUCUUUAUCCCGCCACUGUCCCGUGUAGCAAUUUGUGGUGGCACCCAUGGAAAUGAAUUGUCAGGGGUGUACAUGGUGAGAGAACUGCAGAAACAGAAGAUACAUCAGACUGAAUCUGUUUCUAUUACUACCGUCUUAUCAAAUCCAAGGGCUGUGGAUGCUUGCAGAAGAUACAUGGAAACAGAUCUCAAUCGCUGUUUUACAGAUGCCCUGCUGAGUGCCCCCAUAACAGACUCUACACCCUAUGAGCUGAGGCGAGCCAAAGAGCUGAACGCUCAGCUUGGGCCCAAAGGAACCCCGGAGGCUGUGGAUCUGCUCUGUGACCUCCACAACACCACUGCCAACAUGGGCAUGUGCCUCCUCUUUGACUCCUUUGACUGGAUCUCCAUGCACAUUUACAACUACAUACAGAGCAAGAUGACCUCUACACCUGUGAGAGCAAUCCAGAUGGAUAUUCCCAUUUCAGAGACUUAUUCCCUGGAGUCAGUGGGAAAACAUGGCAUCGCUAUAGAGGUUGGUCCUCAACCCCACGGCGUGACCAGAGCUGAUAUCUUUAACAUGAUGAAGGAGGCAGUGGAUCUCACAAUAGAAUGGCUUCAGAAAUUGAAUUCUGGAAGUACUUUUGAAGGAGGUGAAGUGGAAGCAUACACUUUGGUGAAGAGUGUAGACUACCCAAGGGAUCGUACAACCAAUGACAUUACUGCUGCCAUUCACCCCCAACUGCAGGAUAAUGACUUCAAGCUUCUCAAACCAGGAGACCCCAUCUUCCUGUCAUUUUCUGGGGAGACGGUGAAGCAUAAGGGGGAGGAACUCUAUCCUUUAUUUGUAAAUGAAUGUGCCUACUAUGAGAAGAAGAUUGCUUUUCAUUUAGCUAAGAAAGUCACCUUGACCUUCCCGUCUGUAAGUGUGAAGAAAGAGGGCUGAGAGUACAGCAGAGACAGAAUGAGACCAAGAUGUAGACUUAAAAUUGUAAUCACACAAGAAAAUGAAUGUUUACACUACAUAUGUGCUGUAUAUAAUUAUAUUUUUAAUAAUCGAAAUGCACAAACAAAUUUAAUGAUGAUUUAAUAUUCUACAGGUGCUACACACUAUUGAUUACCUCUUUAUCCUGUUUAGCAAUCCACUACAGCAACUCUGCCACAGUGCUACCUCCAUGAAGCCUAAACAAGAGACUCAUGUGUAAUACCAGAGUUGUUAUUGUACUUGAUUUAAUGAUAUUGCACAGGUACUGAAAUUAUAAUCUUCCAUUCCCUGUAAAUGAAUUAGACUACUUGGACACUGAUCUUGUUUGUACUGUGACAAUGAUGCAAAAACCAUGUUUGACUACAUGGAAACUUGGAUCACUUUGAACUAUUCUAUAGUGACUUUUGAAUUCUAUCAUGAUGAAGUUUAGGAGCUUUAACAUUUAUGAUGUUCACCAACAUAGUUUAGCAUGAUAACAUUUGCUAAUUAUCACUAAACACAAGGAACAGCUGAUGCUGAUGGACAUUAGUUUUGUUAGCAUUUGGUCAUAAACUAAAUUAUUGCAUUGCUAUGCCCAGAUCCAUGUCGCUAAUGUGGCUGAAAAUUAGGGCUGUAUAAUAUGUGUUGUUAUUUUAAUCGCUAUUGCGAUUUCAACUUGCAAAUUACACCCUUGCAACAAUCACGAAAGGCUGCAACAUAUUGCAAAAGACACUUUUUCUAACUUUUAGUUAGUUGAGAGAGUAUCAGUAGAAAACUCCACCAAAGUGUAACUAUCAACAUAUUCUUUUUUUCAAAUGGUGCCUUUUAUUUCCAAUUCAGUGUUCAAUUUGUUUAAUAACAUUGUUAAUU
Molecule: messenger RNA, 2237 nt
Organism: Etheostoma cragini (Arkansas darter)
Lineage: Eukaryota; Metazoa; Chordata; Actinopteri; Perciformes; Percidae
Product: N-acyl-aromatic-L-amino acid amidohydrolase (carboxylate-forming) B-like
Exons: 8
Coding region: 279-1349 (356 amino acids)
Molecular function (GO): aminoacylase activity; hydrolase activity, acting on ester bonds
Source: RefSeq, a predicted model, not a curated record